This is a messenger RNA of Colius striatus (speckled mousebird), 6902 nucleotides long. RefSeq names its product zinc finger protein 518B (gene ZNF518B). The record is from RefSeq and is a predicted model, not a curated record. Gene Ontology annotation, biological process: regulation of DNA-templated transcription. Gene Ontology annotation, molecular function: RNA polymerase II cis-regulatory region sequence-specific DNA binding; DNA-binding transcription factor activity, RNA polymerase II-specific. NCBI's taxonomy places the organism in Eukaryota, Metazoa, Chordata, Aves, Coliiformes, Coliidae. The coding region runs from base 897 to 4139 and encodes 1080 amino acids. The transcript is spliced from 2 exons.
GCUGCCCUGCUUCAGUAUGAAGUGAAUGGCUACUGGAUUGCACCACAUCUCUGUGUACAUAGAAAAAUGAAAUCAUCAGAAGUAACCAGAAAAAGCAAAUAAUUCUUACAUCUAAAGGAAUGAAAUUACAAUGUACUUUUGGGCUUGUUUUAACCAAAAUAAUGAUCUAGUAGAUCUGUUUGCAUCAGAUCUUUUCUUGUUAACUGUUCAGUGUUCAGGAAAGAUAGUUGAAAAAAAUAUCUAGGGAGGCAACAGUGACAUCACUUCAGCACCAUCUGGUCGUUCAGUUCUUUUUCAGUGAGUCCAGCUUGGAUGGACUUAAAUUUCUUUGUAGCAGCCUCAUGAGGUCCUGCAUUUUGGAUCAAUGGCUAAAACAGUCUUGAUAACACACCAGUGUUUUGAUUGUUGUUGAACAGCAUUUGCAAAUGUCAAGGUUUUCCACCCUGCUUGCCUUCUCCCCGCUGUUCCCCACCUCCACUGCAAUGAAUAGAUGUGGGGUGGGCAAGAGCUGGUGAGGGCACACUACUGGGACAGUUGAAUGGAAUCAGUCAAGGGAACAGUCCCUAGCAUAUAAUGUCAUUCUCAGCAGUGGAAACUGGAAGCAGAGGAAGAAGACAGGGAGAGGAGGCUGGCUUCCAAGGUGGCUGUUGCUUGGAAGAUGGCUGGGCAUCAAUCUGCUUGUGUAAGUGCUGCAAGUUGAUGGAAUAAAAUUGGGAACAUGGAAUAUAAGAUGGAUGCAUUUGCUUGAGCACCGUUUCUCCCAAAGUAUAUAUUCUGCAGAUUGCUGACUUGAGUGAUUGAUUGAUAAGCUACAUACACAAGACUAAUACCAAGAAAAAAAAUCUGUUUGCUGCUGCUGUGUUUGACACAACUGGUGCAGAGCCACAUCUUCUGAAAUGCAACUGAAAAAAAUGAGGGAAAUUUUACCAACAUUGUACCCUGGCCAAGUUAAUGAUAAAAAUAAUUCCUUAAGUACAUCCCCAAAGCAAUCAUCUGAGGAUAAAACUAAUCCAUCCAAAGGGGAUGAUGACCAGAACUGCUGUUACCAAGGGACCGAAGCAGAGAACAGUAAGUUGUUGCUGAUAAACUGCAUAAAAUGCACAAGUGUUCAUAAAAUUUCAGUGCAAGAUAUAGAAAAGCGUAAGAAGCUUGGGUGGACUGAAGACACGAGUUUCGUCUGCAAGAAGUGCAGUCAUAUUACACCACCAGUUUUCCAUUUUGUUCCUGGGGGUACCAAUGCUGUAGACUUUGAAAAACGUGAAAGAAAAGCCCCAAGUAAAACCCAGAAAACGUUUAAAGUUAAAAAUUUUCUUCCAGGUAAAUACUACUGUGAUAAAUGUAGAUUUUCGACAAAGGAUCCUUUACAGUAUAAAAAGCACAUAGCUCAACAUGAAGAAAUUAAAUUUAUUUGUUCCCACUGUAGUAACAUAUCCUACACCAAAGGAGAAUUCCAGAGACAUUUGGUGAAACACACUGGAAGAUUUCCAUAUCAGUGUGAAUACUGUGAAUAUGGUGCUGUUAGACAUGACUAUAUAGUGAAACAUAGGAGAAGAGUGCAUGAAGCACCCUCAAAACGGCUGUCAAAUCCCAUUAUAAACCACAAGCAAAAGAAGCAGAGUCAGAGCACUUUAUUUGCAAAGCAGAAAUACAAUAAAAUUCCAUUUCAGAAUGAGCUUUCAAAUUUGUCCUCAAAUACAGCUUGUGAGAUUCCAGGUAAAGCAAAUAAAAUGGUCUGUUCGCCUCACGAUGUAGAAUGUAGCAUAAAAACAGCAUCAGUCCAGGACAAACAGAUAUUGGAGGCAUCUGAAAUAAGCGUAUGUGAGAACCAAAGUGUGGAAGUUGAGGUUUAUUCUCCAAAAAUGGAACCUUUACAACCUGGAAUGCCUUUAACGGUAAUCGCACCAUCUGAACUUGUAGUUCCUUCUAACUGUUUAGCUCAGAUAGUAGAGAUUAAAAUAGUGAAUGGAGCACAACAGCUGGUUCUUAAACUAAUUCCUAUGAAAGAAGCAACUUCCAAACCUGUGAACAGUGCUGAAGAGGAACUUGAGAGUCAAGGUGUAGUACGGUCUGCGGAAGGGAAAAAAAAGUCUUCUGCAUCUCCAAAUGAGUUACUAACCAUGGAAGUGAAUGUAGACAAAUUGUCCAGCAUUAGUAACCACCCUCAUUUGGGUAGUACAUACGACAAAAACUCCGAAUGUCUUUGUUUUUCCGAUUCUCCACUCUCUGACUGUAAUUCUGUAUCUAUGCAGAGGGAAGAUGCAUCAAAAUUAUGCUUCCAUUUGGUGAAAGGUAUUGAUGUCCAUUCAGGUGUUAUAGAACUUUGUUCUCCAUCUCUGGUGAUGAAUAGUACUGAAAAAAAAAGCGAUCUUAAAUCCUCAAGGUGGGAAGCAGAUGGAAAAAAUAACUUACAGUAUAACUUGUAUUGUUAUGAAGAAGGUGUGGAUAUACCUCUUCCAAAAGAUGCUGCUGUUAUUUCUGAAGAUAGGAGUUCCAAAAGCACUUCAGCAGAGGCUUCUCGGGAAGGCAGAAGUUCUUCGGCAGUCCCUAAACAAAGGGUUACAUUGCCUCUAAAGAGGGAUGACAAAGAAUUCAGGAUUCUGCCAGUCAGCUUGCCAGAAACACGUUUAACUGGUAAGGGUCUUGAUAAAAAAUCUGUUAAAUCUUCUGAAGGAGGAAAAAACUUUAAUAUCCCUAAAAGUCCACCUUGCAAGGACACGACUUUUGGCUUUAGCAAAGUAAAGAGAGCCGAAACCAUGAGCCAAAAGAAGAGUCAUCUUUUGGAAUCAUUAGAACUACAGAAGAUGGAAAAUAAAAGCAGUCCUUUUGAGGGACCUGUUAUUUCAUCUGUAUUUUCUCUUAGCUCUGGGACUGAAAACGUUCCAGAGGGUGUCAGAUGGGAUGACAAAACACACAAUAAGAAGUCAGCAACGUUACUGUGUAGAAAAAUUGCUCAGCUCAUGUCUGCUGCUGAAUCUAACAUGAAAUCCACGCCUUUGAGAUGUCACACCUCUAGUAAAAAGAUGCUUUUCCCUCAAGAAAAUUCAACAAGCUGUGAGAGAGUUUUUCCUGCCACUGAAGGGGAACAGUCUGCAUCUUUACCUCAAGCGCAUGGUGGAAAUGGCGUGAUUAGUAGUGAAGAGCACAGUAAAGAUGAAUUGCAUACAUUUGCAAGAACAUCCAAAAGCAGAGUAACUAAAAAUUCUCAUGUUGCUACUCCUGUGUUUAUCCCCAAAGGGACAAUGCUGAGGGUGCUGAAUGCUACUAGCAAUCAAAACCCAAAUGGGAUAGAAACCAGGAGUGAAGCAUCAGAUCCUUCUGUGUAUUGCAAUGAAAUGUUUCUGCCUCGCCCAGUUCCUGUCAGUGUUUCUGAGACUCGUAGCAGUAAUGUGCCGUGUUUGCCUCAUCAGAGUGAACCGAAUGCCGAGUCCCAUGGUGUGUCACUCAGACAAAGACCAAAGCGAGAGGCAAGUGCUAAAACCAGCAAACAGGUUAAUCUGCCUCUGCAGAAAAGCAUUGAUGUCAGUAAGCAAAGCAAGCCCUAUUCCAGAAGUCAUCUAGGUCCCAAAAAUAAGGCAAAACAAGCAAGCUGCAGGGAACUUCCUAAGAGGAAAACAAGAACUCAUUCAGAAAACAGUUCAAGUUCUGACAUGUCAUAUCUAUUGACAGCAAGACGUCUUCGGCUUGUCCCUCUGAGAAUGAAUCAAUUGAUAAAAUGUCCUCGUCGUAACCAGCCUGUUGUAGUCCUAAACCAUCCUGAUGUUGACUCGCCAGAGAUAAUUAAUGUAAUGAAGACUAUCAAUAAGUAUAAAGGUCAAGUCCUGAAAGUAGUUCUAUCAGAAAGGACAAGUAAUUGUCUUGGUGUUAAACGUUACCGAAAGCGUCUUACUCUUCAGAAUGUAGAGACAGGAAACCAAGCAAAAAAGCAAAGUAUGCUAAAAAUGAAACUAAAGAAGACCCAUAAAAACAACUACCAGGUGGUGGAAACUUCACCAGCUGAGACACUUCCGUGUCUGUUUAAGUGUUGGUUUUGUGGAAGAGUGUAUAUGGACCAAGAAGAAUGGAUAAGUCAUGGACAGAGGCACUUGAUAGAGGCAACCAAGGGUUGGGAUGUUCUUUCUCUUCCAGCAAAAAAGCAUUAAGUGAGAGACUAGGGGAAGUUCCCCACUUACGUUUGAGUGCCACCAACUUACUUGGAAAGGAAGACUGAAAUAACUGUUUUGCCAAAAGGUCUCUGCUGUUAGCAAAGUGGAAAGAGGGAGAAGAGUUGUAGAUACAGAGAAGCCGAUGGCGAGGAUUAAGCACUACUUUGCACUCUCAUAUUUGUGUUGAAGGUCAACUUCAUCUGUUCCAUAGGAGAAAGUUGAAGAAAAUUUGCUAUGCAAGCAUCUUUCUAGUUACCAUUCUUUGUGUUAGGAUACUGUGCUGUAACUGAUUGGUGCUAGGUCUGUAUAGAUUAAAGUCUUAGAUGAUGAGAUCUUUGUAAAUUUAACAGGGUUUAGUUUGUUUCACUACAGUGUGGUGUUUCAGAGAUUGAGCAUAUGAGUGCUAAAAAGCAUCUUUGAUAUUCUGUUGGAAGCAAGUGUAUACCGUAGGUUUUACCAGCAAGUUCAGUGCCACUCUUAAUAAGUAAAACUUAAAUGCAAAUACUCUGUUUCAAUGAAACAAAAACACUUCUGCUGACUUUGGAGGAGAUGCAAGGGUGUAAAUGAAGAAUCUAUGGAAUCACAGUUACUAGGUCAGAUAGCACUAAAAAAUUAAAUUUCAGUUUAGUACUUAGUCUUUACCUAGCCUGUGUUGUGUAGGUGGGAGAGCAGAACACUUGUCAGCUUUCGGUAGCAUCUCUGUUCUGAACAGGCAGAGAUAGAGAUUUCAUGAGGCUUGAACCAGUAGGAGAAAGGCCUUUUCUCUAUACGGUCUCGAGGCGCUUUUGAAAUCUAAGGAAGUAGUAGCCAAGCAUAAACGCUCUACCACUGUGUGUGUAGCUUGAUAUAAACACAUUUGCAGAACUGGACAUUGGGGUAGAACUGUAGUCAGUGAGUUAGUGCUUAUUUACUGGGGGGCCUUGCCUAAGACUUUUCAAAAUGAAAAGCCAUGUUGCACAGCUCUUAAAUGGACAGCGUUGAACCGGAUUUUCAGUGCAAUCUUUCAUCCUUAAUCUUAAGAAUUUAGAUGUUAGAAUAUAUUUUUUUGUAGGCCUCAAUUAAUACAAGCAUGUGCCUAGUAAUGUUUAAGUCUAAAUUGUAUCAACUGACUUCAGUGUAAUGUAAACGUUGCUCAGUUGCUUAAACACUUUCCUAUGUCAGGGCCAUAUUUCAAGUGAAGGGAUGGAUGAUACUGAAGUCUAAUUGUUUCUGUAUGUGAACAGUAGAUGUUUGUCUUCAUCUUUUCAAUUUAAAAUCAUUUUAAAGUCCUACAGAAUCAACUAUACUGAAGCACAUAUUUACAAUUAAAAUCAGUUUUUAUGUUUUUACAGAUAAGAAAAUCAAUACUGACUCUGAAUGCUGGAUAUGUGUUCUAUGUUUGAACUGGGACUACUCCCUACUUUUUUCACUGUGGGUGCAUUUUUGUAAACAGUUUCAGCUGGGAAUAUUUUUUUAUGUACUCCAGCAGAUUAUACAUUGUUUUGAUAACGUAUGUAUUGUAUGUGCAUUGACAUGUAAAUAUUUUAAAACUACAUUUGACUGAGGCUUAUUUUAAAAACCAAUUAAAGCAUUGCUUUCCCAGCAUUUUGCAAUACAGUCUUGGUGCUUUAAAUCAGAUCUCUGUCACCACGUAGAUGUGGAAAAAAUUUGUAUGGUUUUGUGUCAGACCCACCUGUUCCACAGAACAAACUUCCUUUUGUCUGUUUUGUCAAUAAGAAUGAAAUAACAGUUCUCAUUUUGUAUUCAAAUGGAAUUAUAUUUUUUUAGAUGGAUGCUCUAGAGGGGUUAUUUUCACUUCAUAUACUUUGAUGCCAAACCUAACAGUACUAUUUGCAUUUUCAAUUGUGAAAAUAGCUUCAAUUUUGGAGUUCUGGCAUAUCACACAUCAUAAAUAUUGAAGUUAUUUAUGUUAACAUAAUUGUUAAAAUUCCUCCCUUUUUUUAACUCCUUCAGUCCACGUUAUUGUUUGAAUUAAUUUUGCUUCUGUAGAAGCUGUUAAAUAAAUAGUUUUAAAUUUGCUUUUUGAGAGUUGUCACUGCCAAAAUUAGAAUGUUCCUGAUGAAAGCUCUACUGGGGGAGGAUGGGGGAAGCGUUGCUGCUCAGCUUUGUGAACUGUAGGUGGUUUAAGUAUACUAGUAGUGCUUGUCUGCAAAGCUUUGUAUGUCUGUUAUCUACAUCGUUAAGCUGUCUUUUUUAUCAUGGAUUUAAUUUAGAAGAUUUUAUUUGUUUUAACCUUUUGUAAAUUAAAUUGUGUAGUGGCUCUGAAGGUCUUAAAGCUGAUUACAUUAUGCCUCUUGUCCUUUUAUAGCUCUUAGCAGCUUCUGGUUUGUUAAUUUUAAUUCUCAUUAUUAGAUGUCAUGUCAAAUAAUUUGUUUCAAGUUUAACAGCCUCAAUGACUUGAGAGGAGUAAUGAUAAUGAAUGUUCUCUUGCAUUUUGAUGCAGCAUUGACAAAUAAAAAGGUUACAAGGAAGGAACAACCAACUGCUGAAUUUUUUUAGCGAUACUUUGUGCCACUAAAUGGUUACAUCAUAAAUUGGGUUGGAAUGUCUUGUUUUCGGCUUCAAUGUUUUUCUUUUUCUUCCUCCUACACUGUAAGGAUAAAGUAACUGAGGUUGCUGUCUUGUUAUAUUCCAGUCGCCUAGUAAGAGUGUGCUUAGAAAGGAAGAUUACAGGUGCUUUGCAGAAAACUACUAAAGUUUGCCCUUCGUAUUUAUAAUGAAUUUAGUGAAGUGUUCCAAACCUCAAAUUAUAUAAAUAAA